This is a messenger RNA of Cucurbita maxima (winter squash), 2095 nucleotides long. RefSeq names its product aspartic proteinase-like protein 2. The transcript is spliced from 10 exons. Gene Ontology annotation, biological process: proteolysis. The coding region runs from base 169 to 1659 and encodes 496 amino acids. Gene Ontology annotation, molecular function: aspartic-type endopeptidase activity. The record is from RefSeq and is a predicted model, not a curated record. Lineage: Eukaryota; Viridiplantae; Streptophyta; Magnoliopsida; Cucurbitales; Cucurbitaceae.
UUCUUAGUUAAUUCAAAUCCAAAAGUUUUCUUCCUUACUGUUGUUGUUGUUGUUGCUGCUCUCUCUCUAUUUCUCUUUCACUGCAAUGUGCAGGAACAAAUCCAUAACUCGAUCUUUGCUCAUAAGUCCUCCCAUCUGAGAACUCAAAAUCCACAAAAUUCCAUUGGAAUGCGGGCCCUCACUUCCUUGAUCUUCGCUUUAGUAUCCGUCGUUUUGUCGGCGACGGUGGUCUACUCCGGCUUCCCCCUCCAACGUCUCUCUCUGCAGAGAGCCUUCCCUUCAUCUCACUCUAUCGAACUUGAAACUCUCCGAGCUCGGGACCGUCUCAGGCAUGCCAGAAUCUUGCAAGAUGUCGUCAGUGGCGUCGUCGACUUCUCAGUCGAAGGUUCUUCCGAUCCGUUGCUCGUCGGGCUUUACUUUACCAAAGUUAAAUUGGGCACUCCCCCAAAGGAAUUUACGGUGCAGAUCGACACUGGAAGCGAUAUAUUGUGGGUGAACUGUAAUUCCUGCAAUGGUUGCCCCAGAGCAAGUGGACUUGGAAUUCAACUAAAUUUCUUUGAUGCUUCCAACUCAUCAAGUUCUUCACUGGUUUCCUGCUCUGAUCCAAUAUGCAAUUCUGCAUUCCAAACAACUGCGACUCAGUGUUUAUCUCAGACUAAUCAAUGUAGUUACACCUUUCAGUAUGGUGAUGGAAGUGGAACAUCGGGUUAUUAUGUAUCUGAGUCCAUGUACUUUGACAUGGUUAUGGGGCCUACUAUGAUUGCUAACUCUUCAGCUACAGUUGUUUUUGGUUGCAGCACAUAUCAGUCAGGUGACUUGACUAAAUCAGACCAUGCAAUAGAUGGCAUUUUUGGAUUUGGCCCCGGGGAUUUGUCUGUCAUAUCACAGUUAUCAGCUCGAGGGAUAACCCCGAAAGUAUUUUCCCAUUGUUUAAAAGGAGAAGGAAAUGGAGGUGGUAUAUUGGUUCUUGGAGAGGUUCUGGAGCCCGGCAUUGUGUAUAGCCCACUCGUGCCCUCUCAGCCUCACUAUAACUUGUAUCUGCAAAGCAUUGCUGUCAAUGGUCAGGCGCUGCCAAUUGAUCCAUCUGUGUUCGCAACAUCAAAUAAUCGAGGAACUAUUAUAGACUCUGGGACAACAUUGGCUUAUCUUGUGGAAGAAGCUUAUACGCCAUUUGUCAGCGCGAUAACUGCUGCUGUUUCCCAAUCUGUGACUCCUACUAUUUCAAAGGGCAGCCAGUGUUAUCUAGUAUCCACCAGUGUAGACGAGAUAUUUCCCAUGGUUAGCUUAAAUUUUGCGGCCGGUGCAUCUAUGGUGUUAAGACCCGAAGAAUACCUUAUGCAUCUUGGCUUUUAUGAUGGUGCUGCAUUAUGGUGUAUUGGUUUUCAGAAAGUUCAGGAAGGAGCAACAAUUUUAGGAGAUCUUGUUAUGAAAGAUAAGAUAUUCGUAUAUGAUUUGGCACGCCAGCAAAUCGGGUGGGCAAACUAUGAUUGUUCUCAAGCUGUAAAUGUAUCGGUCACGUCCGAGAAGAACGAGUUCGUCAACGCAGGACAGCUGAGCGUGAGCGGCUCAACCCAAGAUAAGCUCCUUCAAUCACUAGCUAUAGAAGCAUUAGCUCUUUUUCUGAGUUUCAUUUUGUUCAUCCACUUCCAGUUUCUGUAACUUUCAGCUGUGUAGAUCUCACUCUUCUCUAGACCCCAUUCUUUGCACCAAUUGUCUGCCCCUCCAGUCUAUAUGUAUAAUGAUUGGUAGUGGCUAUGUUGUGCUAUUAUUUUUGGACCAUGUGAGAUGCAAUGGGUCAGAAAGUCUAACCUGAAGAUAUUCUGUUCCACUACUUAAAUUGGGCCUGUCUUCUUUGGGCUUGAAGUUGGGCCUCCAUCUUGAAGAUAUUCUGUCCCACUACUUAAAUUGGGCCUGUCUUCUUUGGGUUUGGAUUUGGGCCUCCAUUUGUAAAGGCCCAUAUUUUGAGCAUGCUAGAAUUGUAAAUUAUGUGCUAGCGAGUUGUAGAGAGGUUCAUGGUGAUUGUUCUUGAUGAGUGAUAGCAGAGGUUAUUAUUGUAUUUUUAGCCUGAGCAUUUGAACAAUUAGAUUGCUUUAUA